Messenger RNA from Eimeria tenella, 273 nucleotides. RefSeq lists its product as uncharacterized. The record is from RefSeq and is a predicted model, not a curated record. Bases 1 to 273 code for a protein of 90 amino acids. NCBI's taxonomy places the organism in Eukaryota, Apicomplexa, Conoidasida, Eucoccidiorida, Eimeriidae. The transcript has a single exon.
AUGGACAUCAUUGACGUCGCUGAGGGUAAAAGCGUAGAGGAUGUACUGCGACGGAGAACACCCCAAGCGCCGCAAUCUCUGACAAGAAGGACAGACACAGCCUAUUCUGCCUCAGGCCGUUUCCGGGGAACCAUGGCUUUCGCUGAAGAAGAGAACGCGCUUGUAGAGAAUGAGCUAAAGCUCUUGAAGUAUGAUAUCUGCUCUGUACUUCACCCGAAGCGUAAGAAGUUCGGCAAAGCUCGGCAGAAGCGGACUUUCUGCAAGUACUCGUGA